AUGGCGUUCGAAGAAGAUGAUGAGCUCCUGUCCGGCCGCUCUGGCGGUGAAGAAGAAGGCCAACCUCGGUCCAAAAAGAGACGUACAAACUCGAAUGCGAACGGUUGCGAUACGGACGGACCAGCCUGCCAAUCAUGUCGCAAGAAGAAAGCGCGCUGUUCCAGGCGGCAGCCAUGCUCGGCUUGCGUACGAUACAGUGUUGAGUGCGUGUAUGAUGACAAGAGAUCAAAACCGGGACUACGUACGGGGGCCGUCGAAAAUUUAAGUCAGCGAGUUGCCACUCUUGAGAACAUGUUCCUUGGUCAGGGGGUUUUGUGGCAACAGGUCUUCAAUACUUUGAGCGCCACCGUAAAUCCCAAUGCCCCGAGCCCAAGUCAUGAUGGGUCUUCAAACCCAUCACUUAAUGAGACAACUGCUUCAUUGAAAAAUACGCUUGCGACGCUCGCCGAGGGUGGACAGUCGGCAAUGGCUACUCUAGCUGCUUGUCGGCCUAUGAACACCAUCAUACAGAAGGCACCACCCGGUAAAGCUGCGCCGGCCAUCAUCAACUUUGAUUCCGUCUCUGACGAUACUUUGCUUCCUCCCGCUGACCUCAUGGACACUCUUGUUGGUAUCUAUUUUUCCAACAUACAUCCUUGGAUCCCAAUGCUUCAUGUUCGUCAGUUUAGAGAACGUAUGCAGGACCCCGAACAGCGAUCGAAGCUUAGCACAAUAUUCCACGCCGUGAUAUCGCUUUGCGCAAGAUUUUCAGAUGACUCUCGCCUUGGGUCACCCGAAGAAAAGACCCGGUAUGCCAAACGAUGCCGUCAGUUCGUCAUUCUUAACAGCAUGGACUCUUUCUCGGUGGAGAACUUACAAGCGUUAACCAUCAUCGCGUUUGACACGAUUGGUAGUGGAAGAGGUCCUUCUGCAUGGUCCAUUGUGGGUAGCAUGACCCGAACCGUUGAGCAACUACAACUUAGUGUUGAAGACGAAGACCAGCCCCCAGCUUCGAAACAUCUCAUCAAGAGGAUGGAGUUCCUACGGCCUUGUCGGUCUUGGAGUGAAAGAGAAGAGAGACGCAGAGUAUUCUGGAAUAUAUUCCUGAUGGACCGAUUUUGCAGCAUCGCCACCGGAUGGAACUUUUCAUUGACCAGUGCAGACGUCAAAAGGCGACUCCCGUGCGAAGGCGCUCUCUGGGAAGCUGGGGAGCCCCUCCAGACCCCGACGCCAUAUUUUGGCGUCGCCGAUCAGUCUAGUGGCUCCAGCGGAGCGCUCCCUGCCGCUCGGCCGGAGGAAGCUGCGCAAGAUUCACUGGGAGGCUUCGCAUAUUGUAUCGAAGCUACCGAAAGUCUUAGCCUGGUCACCUCCUUUUUUCUUCAACAGGCAAUCGACGUCUCAAACCCACACGAAAUCCAAGUCUGGCUGAUGAAGUUUAAGCAGCUUGAUCUGCGUUUAGUACACAGAUGGAAAAUAUUCUUGCCUGAGCAAUGGCGAGAGGCCUGCGUUCUCAACAGUGACGGAAUCAUGGAUCCUAACCUCACAUUGGCACACAUCACACACAACACCUCGGUGGUUCUACUUCACCAGGGUAUCGCUUACCCGCUCCCUGAAUGGCAAAACACCCGUAUACGGCUACCGUCUGGCUCAAGUUCAGAGACGUGUCUCGCAGCGGCAACGGAGGUCGCCAUAAUAGCCGAGAAGUUUCUACAAGACUCACAACACGUAGUCAGCCCGCAGUUUGCCUUCUGCCUCUUUAUAUGCGGACGAAUGUUCUUGGCUCAUUCACUAUACUAUAGCGUGACUCUUCCAGGCGGUUUUGACUCAUUGGUGGGCAGCCUGAGGAGUAUCGCCAAGAGGUGGAAUGGACCGGGCGAUCCGUCUGAAAAUCUGGCUUCAAAGUUCGCCCGUAGGCUUGUCCAGGCACGCCAACAAGGUCACGGGAUGCUAGAUAUCAGGCAGGCGGUAUACUCCGAUGAUCCCCCUGAGGCACCUUCUCACAUUACUGAGAACAAUCCCAAAACUCCUGGUGUAGCUCGCCCCGGCCCAAACCAUCAGAGUAGCGGGUUUUCUCCGAGCCGACCGGUAGGGCAGGACGCUGCGUUUAUGGGAAACUUUGGUGCCCCUGGUAUGGAUUUUGAACAAGAAGCUUCGCCAGAUAGCAUAUCUUUGGCGUUUCCGCCACUCCCGUUAGCAUUCCAUGCCCAGAACUCUAGCAGAGGUCCGACUGCCAUGCCAUCACCGGUACCGGGAGCAGCACAACCUUCACAUUUAAGUGGCUAUGAUCAGUAUGGUGUUGGUGUUCCUAAUGGGCAUUCGGUUGGGGCACAUCCGGCUGAUGACUUCGAGGAUCUAAAUGCUUACCUGGACUAUUCCUUCCUGCCAAAUCAGCGAAUUAGCAUGUUUUCAGGGACUACUGAAAAGGAUUGA
Colletotrichum truncatum is the source of this 2409-nucleotide messenger RNA. RefSeq lists its product as uncharacterized. Lineage: Eukaryota; Fungi; Ascomycota; Sordariomycetes; Glomerellales; Glomerellaceae. Gene Ontology annotation, biological process: DNA-templated transcription; regulation of DNA-templated transcription. Gene Ontology annotation, cellular component: nucleus. Gene Ontology annotation, molecular function: DNA-binding transcription factor activity, RNA polymerase II-specific; DNA binding; zinc ion binding. The record is from RefSeq and is a predicted model, not a curated record.